AUGGCUGAAGGAGGUUUUCAUUUACGCAAAUGGAAAACUAAUGAACCCGAAGUCGCGAAGGUUAUUGAAUCUGAGGUUAUUCAGGAGUUGAAUUUUAAGACAAAAGAAUGCGACAAUUCGUAUGCGAAAACCAUCUUGAAUGAGGGAAAGGAUAUUGAUUCCUCAUGUAAAGUUUUAGGGAUUCAUUGGAAUCAACGUGAAGAUACCUUGCAAUUCGAAUUUUCGAAAAUUGCAUCCGAACUACUGGGUAAGAAAGUAACCAAGCGUGAAAUAUUAAGUUUUCUUGCCAAAACUUUUGACCCGUUAGGAGUUCUUUCGCCUAUUCUGAUUAAUGGGAAAUUUCUUUUUCAGGAAUUGUGUGUCGAAAAUAUUGGGUGGGACGACGAGUUACCCCCUGAUAAAUUAGAGCGUUGGAAUAAUUGGUUAAGUUCAUUAAUUAAUGUGGGCUCUAUUGUUAUUCCCAGAUGUUUGUAUGGGAAGAAUGCUGAGAAAAUUUUGCAUUGUUCCCUACAUGGUUUUGCUGAUGCGUCUUUAAAGGGUUAUUGUGCUACCGUGUAUUUUGUUUAUGAAGCUAAGGAAGGAGUUUUCAGUCAGCUAGUAUGUUCAAAAACCAGAGUAGCACCAUUGAAAGCUCUUUCUAUCCCGCGUUUAGAAUUAAUGUCUGCUAGAAUUCUCGCAACACUAAUGAAAACUGUUUCCUCAGCCUUAAGUAGUUACUGUUAUAUAGAGGAAAGGUAUCUUUGGCUUGACAGUAAAACCGCAUUGUUUUGGAUAAAUAACAGAAAUGAAUGGAAACAGUUUGUGCAACACAGAGUGAAUGAAAUUUUAAGGUUAUCUUCAAGUGAAGAGUGGAGACAUUGUCCCGGUAAAGAUAAUCCAGCAGAUUUAGGAUCGCGUGGGGUUUAUGUUGAUACUUUGAAGGAUAGUGAGUUAUGGUGGCAUGGUCCAGACUGGUUAUGUCAGGAUAAGUCUUGUUGGCCGUCAAAUAUUGAUUUAGGUAGACCUUCUGAAGUAGAUGUGGAACGUAAGAAGGUUGUCAAUUCCAUGUUGAUUAGAGAGGAGAGUUCUAAGGAUAUUGAUCAACUCAUUGACAUUAAUAAGUACAGUUCGUAUGAUAAGCUUGUACGCGUUACUGCAUAUGUCUGCCGAUUCAUAAAUAAUCUUAAAGCUAAAAUGAACAAACAGGAAAAAUUAAUUGGAUCUGUAACUGUACCAGAAAUCUUGUCUGCGGAAAGGUUGUGGAUUAUUAAUGCGCAGGCAGUCUUGAAACAAGAUCCAAAAUUUGAAUUGCUUAAGAAACAGCUACGCAUUGAAGAGCAGAGUGGUAUUUUAAGAUGUGUAGGUAGACUAUCAAACUCUGAUAUGGAAUUUGAGAGCAAAUUUCCUAUAAUAUUGCCAAAGAACCAUCAUUUCACGGAACUCGUUGUUUUACAUGUCCAUGCGUUAAUGGGGCAUGAGGGUCUUCGUAUCACUUUAACGGAAUUAAGAUCUCGGUUUUGGAUUACUGAGGGUAAGGCUUAUAAGGCACCACCUAUGGCACCGUUACCAGAUUUUAGAGUACAGGAGUCACCGCCUUUCAGCAAAGUAGGUGUUGAUUUUGCUGGACCGUUGUAUGUCAAGGGGUUAAAGGGUAAAACACGUAAAACGUAUAUCACCCUUUUUUCAUGCUGUGUAACACGUGCUUUACAUUUAGAAUUGGUGGAAGACCUUACAGCUCAGUCUUUCUUAAGAUGCUUAAGACGAUUUACUGCUCGAAGAGGUACGCCAGAGUUAAUCGUAUCCGACAACGCAAAAACUUUUAAGGCAGCAGCCAAGUCUAUCAAUCGUAUAUUCAGAAAUAAAGAUAUGCAGCGGGAGUUGGAGUCAAGAAGAAUAGAAUGGAAAUUUAAUCUAGAAAGAAGUCCGUGGUGGGGUGGCAUGUUUGAACGAAUGGUUGGUUUAGUUAAACGUAUACUUAGAAAAAUUCUUGGCAAUGCUCUUUUGAAUAAGGAUGAAAUGCAUACUGUUUUAGUAGAAGUGGAAGGAAUUUUGAAUUCUCGACCACUGACGUACAUAUACGAGGAUGAUUUUAAUGUUGACAUACUAACACCGUCUCAUUUAAUGUUUGGUAGGAGAUUAUCACCUCUUGCAGAUCAUAUAGAAUUUAAUUAUUCUGAUGAUGAAACUUCGCAUAGUAAACGAUUCCUUUAUCUAGUUAGGAAAUUACAACAUUUUUGGAAGAGAUGGAGAACCGAAUAUUUGAGGGAACUACGUGAAAAGCAUAAUGCUGCUGGAGCCGACAAUUGUGACAUGCAUAAAGGAGACAUAGUAUUGAUAGAGGAUGAAAAUGUCAAAAGAAGUCAAUGGAAGAUUGGAAGAAUCGAAAGAAUAAUUGUCGGUAAGGAUGGUAAGAUACGGGGUGCUUCUGUAGUUAAGAUUUGCAAAGGUAAGCGAGAUUUACUUAAUAGACCAAUUACUAAACUUUAUCCUUUGGAGAUAACAGGGACAAGUGACGAAGUGGGGGAUAUAGGAAAUGGUGACAGUGAAAGAAAGGAAGUACGGAAUAGGCCUCGUAGAGCUGCAGCUGCCGACGCGCUAUGGCGGACCCGUCUUGUUUUUGACUCGGAGUGA
Messenger RNA from Rhopilema esculentum, 2610 nucleotides. The record is from RefSeq and is a predicted model, not a curated record. NCBI's taxonomy places the organism in Eukaryota, Metazoa, Cnidaria, Scyphozoa, Rhizostomeae, Rhizostomatidae.